Messenger RNA from Dicrocoelium dendriticum, 942 nucleotides. NCBI's taxonomy places the organism in Eukaryota, Metazoa, Platyhelminthes, Trematoda, Plagiorchiida, Dicrocoeliidae. The record is from the annotation of a GenBank genome assembly.
AUGACUAUCCUUUGCUUUGUUGGCACCCUAUAUCUGGUGUUAAUUCAGAGUUUUCCAGCCAUAUUUCAACUUUACGUCGGAAAGAACACAAAAGUGAAAUACGCAAGGUGUUUUGUACACAUAACAACCCACAUGCUGUUCUUGUCCGGGUCAAAACUUCUCAUGAUUAUUGUGACUACGAUACACGACGAUGACGAUAAAUGUUUGUUUGCUGGUUUCAUUCAGCUCGGCAUCUUCACAGCAUUCGAACUUAUGAACUUGUUGCACGCGGUCAUGUUAUAUGUGUUACGACGCAGCCACAGGCCUAUGGGGCUGCUUCUUCGGCUCAUUGCUUGCGUGUAUGGUUUGAGCUGUGCCGAGGCUACUCUCCUCCAUAUCAUCAUACCUUAUCAGACGUUCAACAUAAAUUGUCUUCCCACAAAUAUUCGCAACAUAUGGGCAAUCCCAAAUGUCACAAUUGGAUUAGUCACAUUGAUCCUCAUCUCCGCUUAUCUAUACCUAUUCGGAACUGAGUACUGGACGGAGGUUUUGGGGGUCGUCAUGAACACCGUACAUAGUUUAAUUCUCGGCGGAAUUCUCAUACACAAUGGACACAUUGGCAAACAAAUGAGCAUAGUGGUGACCAGUCUUGUAGUCUGCAACACCGUUCAAGGUUUCACACUGUUCGUCCACAGCUGUUUGCUGAAGGAAAAGGGAUGGAAGAUGUUACCUUCUCUACACGCCUUGCGGAGGCGCCUCCCGAGACAAAAAGAAAGCGGUCCCUUAGGCACAACGCAACAAAGCCACGUGGAUAUUCGUAAUCUAAAUCAGCAACCACUGCCAUCGUUCAGCGGCAGUACGCUUUUUCCCAGAGAAAGCCAUUCCAUCGAGUCACUAUCCUCAUUGGAACUUGAAGAACCCGAUGAAAGACUUCCCAUAAAGGCAAGUUGUCGGAUACCAUAA